AUGUCCAGAAUUGCAGACACUAUUUCCAAAUUAGCAGUUCCUGUUGGCGUGGCCAUUAUGGUCGCACAGUACUCUUUGUACGACGUCAAGGGCGGACAAAGAGCAGUCAUUUUCGACAGAUUCUCUGGAGUCAAGCCGCAAGUCGUUGGCGAAGGACUGAACUUUGUUAUUCCUUGGCUCCAAAGACCAAUCAUCUACGAUGUCAGAACCAAGCCAAGAACCAUUACCACCACCACGGGGUCCAAGGACUUGCAGACCGUCUCGUUGACUCUGAGAGUGUUGCAUCGUCCAGACGUGAAAAACCUCCCACAGAUUUACCAGAACUUGGGACUGGACUAUGACGAGCGUGUGCUGCCAUCGAUUGGAAACGAGGUUCUUAAGAGUAUUGUUGCUCAGUUCAAUGCUGCAGAGCUCAUCACCAUGAGAGAGACCGUGUCUUCUCGUAUCAAGAGCGAGCUCGAGCAGAGAGCCAAGGAGUUCCAGAUCAAGCUCGAGGACGUCUCGAUCACCCAUAUGACCUUUGGGCGCGAGUUCACCAAGGCUGUCGAGCAGAAGCAGAUUGCGCAACAGGACGCCGAAAGAGCCACUUAUUUGGUUGAGAAGGCGGAGCAGGAGAGACGUGCUGCUGUGAUACGCGCCGAGGGAGAGGCCGAGGCGGCAGAAAACGUCUCGAAGGCCUUGAACAAGGCAGGAGAUGGCCUUUUGCUGAUCAGAAGACUCGAGGCGUCCAAGGAGAUAGCCCAGACUUUGAGCCAGUCUCCGAACGUCACGUACCUGCCUAACGGCUCGCAGAGCGGUGGCGAGUCUACUCCGACCAGCCAGUCUCUACUUUUGAACCUGGGCCGUUAG
Ogataea parapolymorpha DL-1 is the source of this 849-nucleotide messenger RNA. Its product is annotated as Prohibitin-1. The transcript has 2 exons. Bases 1 to 849 code for a protein of 282 amino acids. Gene Ontology annotation, cellular component: membrane; mitochondrion. Gene Ontology annotation, biological process: mitochondrion organization. The record is from RefSeq and is a predicted model, not a curated record. NCBI's taxonomy places the organism in Eukaryota, Fungi, Ascomycota, Pichiomycetes, Pichiales, Pichiaceae.